This is a messenger RNA of Lepus europaeus (European hare), 6551 nucleotides long. It is a transcript of the gene TTBK2, whose product is annotated as tau tubulin kinase 2. The transcript is spliced from 16 exons. Lineage: Eukaryota; Metazoa; Chordata; Mammalia; Lagomorpha; Leporidae. The record is from RefSeq and is a predicted model, not a curated record. Gene Ontology annotation, cellular component: cytoplasm; nucleus; ciliary transition zone. Bases 396 to 4265 code for a protein of 1289 amino acids. Gene Ontology annotation, biological process: signal transduction; peptidyl-serine phosphorylation; cilium assembly. Gene Ontology annotation, molecular function: ATP binding; protein serine/threonine kinase activity.
GCGAAGGGGGAGCAUAACGUCGGGUCGGGUCAGCGGGCGCUGCAGUAGUCGCCGCAGCGGCGAUGGGAGCGGUGGGGACUAGGCGGCGGCGGCGGCGGCAAGAGGAACAGGGGCUGGUACGAGAGCAGCGGCUGGGGGCGGCCAGCAGCAGCAGUAACGGCAGCGGCCGCCGCCGUCGCCAGUAAGCGCGGACGGUACCUGAGGGGACAAUCCAGCCGGCCGGCCCUCGAAGCCGCGCUCAGGUCCCGCCGCAGUCGGCGGCGGGGGAUGGGCAGGCGGCGACGGUCCCGCCUGCCGAGGGUUGUCCCCUGCCGGUCCUGGCCCUGAGCUGGACCCCAGCCCUCCGCCCGAAAUCCCCGCGUCCGCCACGGCCCAGUCAGAAGUUCUUUGAGACGAUGCUGUUGACUUUGGCCAAUUGGAGAAUGCAGUCAUCUGACUCACCCAUCCUGCGAAUGGCCCCACAGAUAGUGUUAAAUGGAAACCACCCCUGGGAACUGGAUGCCUGUGUAGCUGUUCUGCCACAUCAGUAUAUUGCAAUGAGUGGGGGAGGAGAGCAGCCGGAUAUCCUCAGUGUUGGCAUCUUGGUCAAAGAGAGAUGGAAAGUGCUGAGAAAGAUUGGGGGUGGUGGUUUUGGAGAAAUUUACGAUGCUCUGGAUAUGCUUACCAGGGAAAAUGUUGCACUGAAGGUGGAAUCAGCUCAACAACCAAAACAAGUUCUGAAAAUGGAGGUUGCUGUUUUGAAAAAACUACAAGGGAAAGACCAUGUUUGUAGAUUUGUUGGCUGUGGGAGGAAUGAUCGAUUCAACUAUGUGGUCAUGCAGUUACAGGGUCGGAAUCUGGCAGAUCUUCGCCGUAGCCAGGUCCGGGGCACGUUCACCAUUAGCACUACUCUUCGGUUGGGAAGACAAAUUCUGGAGUCUAUUGAAAGCAUCCAUUCUGUGGGAUUCUUACACCGAGACAUUAAACCGUCAAACUUCGCCAUGGGUCGCUUUCCUAGUACGUGUAGGAAAUGUUACAUGCUUGAUUUUGGCUUGGCUCGACAAUUUACCAAUUCCUGUGGUGACGUCAGAUCACCUCGAGCUAUGGCAGGCUUUCGAGGGACGGUUCGUUAUGCAUCAAUCAAUGCUCAUCGGAACAGGGAAAUGGGAAGACAUGAUGACCUUUGGUCCUUAUUCUACAUGUUGGUGGAAUUUGUGGUUGGUCAGCUGCCUUGGAGAAAGAUAAAAGACAAGGAGCAAGUAGGCUCUAUUAAGGAGAGGUAUGACCACAGGCUCAUGUUGAAACAUCUCCCUCCAGAAUUCAGCAUCUUUCUGGACCAUAUCUCUUCUUUGGAUUAUUUUACAAAGCCAGACUACCAGCUUCUUACAUCCGUGUUUGACAAUAGCAUCAAGACAUUUGGAGUAAUUGAGAGUGACCCUUUUGACUGGGAGAAGACUGGAGCUGAUGGUUCCCUGACAACCACCACUACUUCUACCACUCCUCAGUUGCAUACCCGCUUGACCCCUGCUGCAAUUGGAAUUGCCAAUGCCACUCCCAUCCCAGGAGACUUGCUUCGAGAAAAUACUGAUGAGGUAUUUCCAGAUGAGCAGCUUAGUGAUGGAGAGAAUGGCAUCCCUGUUGGUGUGUCACCAGAUAAGUUACCUGGAUCUAUGGGACACCCUCGUCACCAGGAAAAGGAUGUCUGGGAAGAGAUGGAUGCCAACAAAAACAAGAUAAAGCUUGGAAUUUGUAAGGCUGCUACCGAAGAAGAGAAUAGUCAUGGCCAACCGAAUGGCAUUCUCAAUGCGCCAAGCCUCGGUUCACCAAUUCGUGUCCGCUCAGAGAUUACUCAGCCAGACAGGGAUGUUCCAUUGGUGCGAAAGUUACGUUCCAUCCACAGCUUUGAACUGGAAAAACGUCUGACGCUGGAGCCAAAACCAGAUACUGACAAGUUUCUUGAGACCUGCCUGGAGAGAAUGCAGAAAGAUUCCAGUGCAGGAAAGGAGUCUCUUCUCCCUGCUGUGCUUCACAAGCCUUGUAUUGCUGCCGUGCCCCGUGGUGACCACAUCUGGCACUAUGAUGAAGAGUAUCUUCCGGAUGCCUCCAAGCCUGCCUCUGCCAACACCCCUGAGCAGGCAGAUGGUGGUGGCAGCAAUGGAUUUAUAGCUGUUAACUUGAGCUCUUGCAAGCAGGAGGUUGAUUCCAAAGAAUGGGUGAUUGUGGACAAGGAAAAAGACCUUCAGGAUUUUAGGACAAAUGAGCCUGUAGGCCAUAAAACAACGGGAAGCCCUUCCGACGAGGAGCCUGAAGUGCUUCAGGUCGUGGAAGACUCACCUCAAGAUGAAAAGUUCCGAUUAGGGCCUUGGGCAGAAAAUGAUCACUUACAGAAGGAAACCUCGGGUGUGGUCUUAGCACUGUCUACAGAGCGUCCCGCCACCGCUACUGCAGAGCAGUAUACAGAUAGGCUAGAACUCCAGGCUGGAGCUGCUGGGCAGUUUAUUGCAGCAACACCCACAAGUCCAAUGGAGGCACAAGCUGAAGGACCCAUCACAGCGAUUACAAUUCCUAGACCUUCUGUGGCAUCUACACAGUCAACUUCAGGAAGCUUUCACUAUGGUCAGCAACCAGAGAAGAAAGAUCUUCAGCCCAUGGAACCCACUGUGGACCUUUACUCUCCAAAGGAGAAUUUCUCUGGCUUGGUUGUGGCAGAAGGUGAACCUCCCAGUGGAGGAAGCAGAACGGAUUUGGGGAUUCAAAUAGAUCACAUUGGUCAUGACUUGUUACCCAAUAUUAGAGAGAGUGACGGAUCUCAAGAUCUGGGACCAAAAGACCUUGACCAAAACAGACUAAAUGUGAGAGAACCUGAGAACCUCCCUGCGGAAACUGAAGAGAAAAGCAUUCCAGGGUCUGACAAUGAAGAUGAAAAGUUAAGUAAAGGGCAACACUGUAUUGAGAUCUCCUCUAUCCCAGGAGAUUUGGCAACAGUGGAAAGGGAUCAUUCAGCUACUACUGAACCUCUUGAUGUGACAAAGACACAGACUUUUAGUGUGGUGCCAAAUCAAGACACAAAUCAUGAGAUAAUGAAGCUUCUGGCAAUUGGAACUUCAGAAACUUCUGCAACAGUCAUUGACCCACAUGAUGAAGGACAGAUAGGCCAGGUGGCAACAGGGCAUAAAAACAAAAUAGGCAAAGAUGAUGACAUCAAGAGUGAAGACUUGAUGGUUCCUCAAGAAGACCUUUCUACUUUUUUGCACCAGGAUGGUAAGAGAGAGAAAAUUGCCACUAGAAAUGGAGAAUUAUUUCAUUGUGUUUCAGAGAAUGAACAUGGUCCUUCAGCCCGUAAGGAUGUUGUUAGGUCAUCCUUUGUAACUAGACACAGCCGAAUCCCUGUUUUAGCACAAGAGAUAGAUUCAAGUUUUGAAUCAUCCUCUCCAGUCUCUGCAAAAGAAAAGCUCCUCCAAAAGAAAGCUUAUCAGCCAGACCUGGUCAAACUUCUGGUGGAAAAAAGGCAAUUCAAGUCUUUCCUUGGUGACCUCUCAAGUGCCUCUGAGAAACUGCUGGAGGAGAAACUAGCUGCUGUUCCUGCUCCCUUUUCUGAGGAGGCAGUCUUCACGCCCUUUCCAAGACUGGCAGUAGAUUCUCACCUGAGUAGGUCAGUUGAGGACAGCUUUCUGUCACCCAUCAUCUCCCAGUCCAGAAAGAGCAAAAUUCCAAGGCCAGUUUCAUGGGUCAACACAGAUCAAGUCAGUAGCUCAACUUCAUCUCAGUUCUUGCCUCGGCCACCCCCAGGAAAACCACCCUCAAGGCCUGGAGUGGAAGCCAGGCUGCGCAGAUACAGAGUCCUAGGGAGUAGUAACUCUGACUCAGACCUUUUCUCCCGCCUGGCUCAAAUUCUUCAAAAUGGAUCUCAAAAGCCCCGGAGCACUACUCAGUGCAAGAGUCCAGGAUCUCCUCACAAUCCAAAAACACCACCCAAGAGUCCAGUUGUCCCUCGUAGGAGUCCCAGUGCCUCUCCUCGAAGCUCAUCCUUGCCUCGCACGUCUAGUUCCUCACCGUCUAGGGCUGGACGGCCCCACCAUGACCAGAGGAGUUCAUCCCCACAUCUGGGGAGAAGCAAGUCACCUCCUAGCCACUCAGGAUCAUCUUCCUCUCGGAGGUCCUGCCAACAGGAGCAUUGCAAACCCAGCAAGAAUGGCCUGAAAGGAUCCGGCAGCCUCCACCACCACUCGGCCAGCACUAAAACCCCUCCAGGAAAGAGUAAGCCAGCCAGUAAACUCAGCAGAUAGGAGCCAAGCUGCAUCUCUUGGAAAGGUGUGAGAUCUUCCUCCUAAGCCUGAUGCAUGUGUGUCUCUGUACUGUCUAUUUAAAAAAACCAGUGUUGAUCUUUUGCAAAAGAAAGUAACACGAUCAGUUAUUUAUAAGAAGACAUAAAUAUAUGGAAUGACCUAAGGCAGGCAGCAAGCAGAUCAAGAGUCAAUGCCUUUGUAUGGAAGGGACAAUCCAGCAAAGUCUAAGGGGGAGGAAACUCAUUAAAUGAGCUCACAUUUUAUAGCUGUCUUCGAAACAAGAGUUGAGAGGAGGAGACAGAAUGGAAUUUUAAGGGGUUUCACCUAAUUUUUUAAGCUUCUGCUCAAAGAUUAUAUAGCAGAAGUGAAACUUCUUGUUGAUAUUUUCAUUCAAAAUUUCCUAACCUAAGAGAGUCAUUACUUGGAUACUACAGUAUGCAGGAAGCCUGUUGCCAGGGAAGCACACUCCUGAAUAUUUGGCUUGUGUGUCUUUUUAGUGUGUGAGAAUCCACACCUUUACUUUGCCUCAUUCCUGAUACCCUCCUUGGAUUUCACAUUUUUUUUAAAAAGCUACUGCUUCUCUCCUGACCCAGAUUCGCUUAUUUUAACAGUGCAUCCCAAUAGGGAUUUAGCACACAUGCUGAUAAUUUCAAAUCUAUUUACCUUUUUUUAGUCCCCCAGUAUCUUUCAUUGGCACAACAGUUAUUUACCCAGUACACCUUUAUUGUGAAAAAUAACUGAGAAACUUAGGUAAAGGAAAGAAAAGUUUAACUAGAACUACUUUGCAGGCUUUAGGGUCUGGAGAGAGAGGGAUCAAGAUUCAGGUGACAAUCCUUCAAGAUAGAGGGGCCCUCUUUCUCCCUGUACAGUUUCCUCCCUGUGGAAGGAAAAGUGACCAGAGCAGACUGCUUCCUUCAGUCUCCUAGGUACCAGCUAUUUCUACUACCAACCUCUAAGGAUGAUAACAGGGAAGCACAUGCUUUGGAAUGUGACUUUAUGCUUUUAGAGAUUUAGAAAGGAAAAUAGAAAGAAAUUAAGUAUGUUGUUGAGGUUUAUAAUCCUUGUUCUUUGUAUUUUAUACAUUUCACCAAUAAGGAAUGAGUAUCUGGGGAAAUAAAUGUAGGCUAAAUAUUUUUUCUUUUAAUGUUUUAUUACCUGCUUCUCCUUUGCUUUUGUUCAGUAGUUGGGCUUCUUGGCCUGAUUUCCAUGUAAUCUCAAGUUAUGAAGCUAUAAGGAGAAUCAUAUUUAUUCUAAUGUCACUCUUCUGCUAAUAGAAAUCAGGCAAAAUUAAAGCAUACUAGACUUUUAAAAUGGGCUCCUUUCUGCUCUCUAGGUGUUUGUGUUGUACAGACCUUAUUAAGGUCAGGUAAAUUGGCCUGCUUGCUGUUGAAAUUUGCCUUCUAGCAAACAUCUGUGCUUUUCUUUGACCUUGUCUUUGCUGCCAAACCUACUAUGGUUGAAUUGGAAAACAAAAAAAAGGAAGAAAUUAUUUCCUCACCAUGUGAACCUAUUCUAAUGCUGCAUCAAAGCUGCCCUGAAGCUGCACUGAACUAUCCUUGUUCUCUUUAUCUGUGUUAACUUUUUAAAAAAUAAACUAUAAACACUAUUGAGGCAUAUAAGGUCUCCCAUCAGAAACAUAGCUUAAUGUGGAAUCUUAAAUUCUCUCCAGUUUCAAGCACUACAGAGGAAUGCAAUAGAUAAGACAUAUUUGCUGUUUAUCUAAAGCAGUUGUAAUAUUGAAAGACCAAUCCUUCUGUAUUAUAUUGUAUAAUAGCUGCUGUAACACUACUUGCAUGUCUUCAUGGUAAAUUAUAUAAAUAUUUAUAAAUAUAGAGACAUAUGCUUAUAUAAACUCAUUAUUUCUCAUUCUCCAUUUGUAAUUUCAAGACCACAGAUGGUGAAAUUCCUUUUCUAUUGUGUGCCUCGUGUACACUUGGGCCUUGCCUAUCUUCAUUUUCUAAAAAUGUUCUUGGCAUAUGACACCUCAAAUUCUUCUUGCCGUCCCUGUGCAUAGUACAAGGGUUGGCAGAUUCUAACAAGCCAAGAUGGGUUAAAUUUCAUUUAAAAAAGAUUUGACUAGGGUGAAGAAUCCCUGGAAUAUGCUGUAAUACUGGUUCAAACAUCCGUCAUGAUAAUCACGUUGUUCUAUCCUUAAGGCUAGAGUGGGUGAACUGGGAUGAUAAUCAUGGGUCUUGACAUAAAUUGAUUUUUUUAAACUUUUCUUUUUAAAAAUUCCAUCUUACUCUCCUGUUUCACCUCACUUUUAUCUUGUUGGGGGGGGUGGGA